Molecule: messenger RNA, 916 nt
Organism: Amoebophrya sp. A120
Lineage: Eukaryota; Dinophyceae; Syndiniales; Amoebophryaceae
Source: the annotation of a GenBank genome assembly
CGCGCCUCAACUCCUCCGAAGCUCCAGGCCGGUACUCCACGCGGUCCUGGACGUGUGUGUCAAGAGGUUCAGAAAGGCCUUCAGAGACCAGUUUCUGCUCAGGGAUUUCUCUUGCGCCGGGCGGAGAAAAAACUCGCCGGGGAUUCCGAAAAGUACGAGAACAAUUCAAAUUUUUCUUCCUCAUUCUGACUUUUUCUUCAGGAUCAACUUACAUACUUGCUUUACGAUUGGUUACGUUUUUUUGCAUCACCUCAUUUUCUUCACCGAAGAUGAACUUGAAGCCUUUGGUUUCGCAUUGAUGCCAUUUUUAGCUGCUGCACUAUCGAAGUAAAAAAAAGAAACGAACAACAACAAGAUCAAGAACAACUGUCCAAGCCGUGCCGGUUCCGCGGCAACUACUCCGCCUAUUAUUCGCCCCCGGUCGAUUUCAGUUAUUUCCUGCAAAACCGCAACUCCUGGCUGGGCAGCACCAGACAAGCACUCUCGGGAUUGACCUACGAGGUCGAUCGGUCGGACUUCCGCCCAGCCUGGACGGUGGAGCGGGAGAUUUUGCGGACCAACUCUUCCGUCGACGGUGUUUCCUGGGCGCAGAUCGAGGAGCCCUUCUGGUUCUCGCACGGGCAGCGGGUGCAGCUGCUACCGGAGUCCUGCGGAACAGCGGGGGAGGAUCUAAAGCUCUUCUCCCGGGACGUUGCGGAUGAUGACGAGAUUUUCUUCAAAUUGGCCAGUGCCGCGGACGAAGGCGAUGAAGUAGAAGGUGAAGGCAGCUCCGAGCAGCAGGUGGGGAGGUGUCCUCGAGCAAACAAAGACGUCGACAAUGUCGAGGACACGACUGACGGGGAUUGGUAUCAAGACAGUUCUUCCGACGAUGAAGUAGAAGAUGAUGACGAUGCUGGCGAAGGAGCGAUACAUGAAC